Messenger RNA from Clarias gariepinus (North African catfish), 951 nucleotides. Its product is annotated as olfactory receptor 2AT4-like. The transcript has a single exon. Gene Ontology annotation, cellular component: membrane. The record is from RefSeq and is a predicted model, not a curated record. Gene Ontology annotation, biological process: G protein-coupled receptor signaling pathway. The coding region runs from base 4 to 951 and encodes 315 amino acids. Gene Ontology annotation, molecular function: olfactory receptor activity; G protein-coupled receptor activity. Lineage: Eukaryota; Metazoa; Chordata; Actinopteri; Siluriformes; Clariidae.
CAGAUGACUAUCGAUUCUGAAACAUUUAUGAACAAAAACAGCACAACAAACAUUCCUCAAAUUGUCCUUCAAGGAUUCACAGGAAUUCCUGCUGAAUAUUAUGGAUUGGUAGGAACCUUUUUUUUAUUCAUUUAUCUGAUGUUGGCAUUUGGGAACAUUUUUAUCCUUGUAUUUGUGGCAUGUGAAAAAAGUCUUCAGAAGCCAACAUACAUCAUCUUCUGUAACCUUGCAAUAUCAGAUCUUGGAUUUGGAACUACAACUCUGCCGAGAAUCAUGGCUAAUUACUGGAUAUCAGAAAUCAUUUCAUUCACUGGUUGUUUUACACAAGUGUACUUUGUCCAUUAUUUUGGGACUUGCACUUCAUUCCUUAUGGCAUUAAUGGCCCUUGAUCGAUUUGUUGCCAUAUGCAACCCACUGAGAUACCCAGUCCUGGUUAAUAAUUCCAUGAUUGUAAUUCUUUGUUCAGUGCUUUGGCUGGGAAACCUUAUCCUUCUUGGUGCACUUACUGCACAUGCACUUACUGUGCCUUACUGUGGUCCAAAUAUUGUACAUAACUGCUACUGUGAUCAUAUUUCAAUAACUAACCUAGCAUGUGCAGACAUAACACCCAUAAGAGCCACCAGCACUUCGAUUGCUAUGACAGUACUGUGGGGUCCUUUAUUUUAUAUUAUAUUUUCUUAUGUGGCCAUUAUUAUUUCAGUAAUGAAAAUAUCAAAUAAAGAGGGACGAUACAAAACCUUUUUAACAUGUACUCCACAGCUUUUAAUCAUCUGCCUGUACUAUAUCCCUAGAAGUUUUGUGUAUAUUACAUCUACUAUUGGAUUUUAUUUUGAAACAAACCUCCGAAUUGCAAUGAUAAUGAUAUACAGUCUUUUCCCUGCCCUUUUCAAUCCAAUCAUAUACUGCUUUAGAACAAAAGAAAUUAAGGACACCUUAAUGAAAAAAUUUUGA